GGGACGCCGGGCUCCGUCGUGCGUCUGCCGGCUGGGAGUCCCGGACGCAGCCGCGAGCGACAGCCGCUCCUGGACCGAGAUCGAGGCGCGUCGCCCCGGGACCCGCAUAGGAACGAGUUCCCGGAGGAUCCGGAGUUUAGAGAGAUCAUCCGGAAGGCAGAGCGGGCCAUCGAGGAGGGCAUCUACCCGGAGCGCAUCUAUCAGGGCUCCAGCGGCAGCUACUUCGUCAAAGAUUCAGCAGGGGGCUGGUGUUCGACCUCUCUGCAGUGAACACGCUGGAAGCUUCAUCUGCUCACUAGUGAGGCAACUCACAUGAGUCAUUAAGCACAUGACCGUAUGUAUGGUCAGGUGGUGUGCAUGGCCAGUUUCUCAUUCACUUCAAAUCAAAUCAGAGAUGAGUCAUGGAGACCAGAUGAAGUCUUUGUUAAAGAAAGUCAUCGGAGUCUUCAAACCAAAGAACGAGGAACCGUACGGCCAGCUGAACCCCAAGUGGACCAAAUGGCUGCAGAAACUGUGCUGCCCUUGUUGUUUCGGCCGGGACUGUCUGGUUCUGAAUCAGGGCUACCUGUCAGAAGCCGGCGCCAGUUUAGUAGACCAGAAACUAGAACUCAACAUUGUGCCGCGCACCAAGGUGGUGUAUUUAGCAAGUGAGACAUUUAAUUACAGCGCCAUCGAUCGAGUAAAGUCUCGAGGAAAGAGGUUAGCUCUAGAAAAAGUGCCCAAGGUGGGCCAACGCUUCCACCGGAUUGGCCUGCCACCUAAGGUGGGCUCAUUCCAGCUCUUCGUAGAGGGGUAUAAAGAUGCAGAUUUCUGGCUGCGGCGGUUUGAGGCGGAGCCUUUACCUGAAAACACUAAUCGCCAACUCCAGCUACAGUUUGAGAGACUGGUGGUGCUGGAUUACAUAAUUAGAAACACAGACCGAGGAAAUGACAACUGGCUCAUAAAAUAUGACUAUCCGAUGGAUACAUCAAGCAACAGAGACAGUGAUUGGGUGGUAGUGAAGGAACCCAUCAUUAAGCUGGCAGCCAUUGACAAUGGUCUGGCCUUCCCUCUCAAACACCCAGAUUCAUGGAGAGCCUACCCGUUUUACUGGGCAUGGCUGCCACAGGCUAAAGUUGCCUUUUCACAAGAGAUCCGAGAUUUAGUUCUUCCCAAAUUUUCCGACCCAAACUUCAUCAAAGACCUUGAAGAAGAUCUAUAUGAGCUUUUUAAGAAAGAUCCGGGUUUCGACAGAGGACAGUUCAAGAAGCAGGUCUCAGUAAUGAGGGGGCAGAUCCUGAAUCUCAGUCAGGCGCUGAGGGAAGGAAGGACGCCGCUGCAGCUGGUGCAGAUGCCGCCCGUUACCGUGGAGACGGCGCGGGCGCCGCAGCGGGCCAACAGCGAAUCCUACACGCAGAGCUUCCAAAGCAGAAGACCCUUCUUCACCUGGUGGUGAUGGGGGCUUUUAUGUGUGUGUGUGCAACCUGGUUUUAGUUGCGUUUUUUUUUUUUUUUUUUUCAUCUGAAUUUUGGGAACAAAUGAGAGUAGGAAAAGGUCCAGUAAUUGACGAGAAACCCUUUCCACACAUAAUUCUGAAGGAGAGCAUUGCCUCGUUGACUGUUACACCGUAUGAACACUCAAAGCUGCGCUCAGAAUGACUUGCAUGUCAGUAAGACAGUGAAGGAGAAACUUUCUGCUGUAGUAAAACCUCAAUGCUUUACGACUCCCUCCCCGGCACUGGAACUACUGCUCAACUGUGUCCUUCAUAGGCCUUUUCUGUUUCGUUCUUCUCACAAUCAUUGAAAAGUCGCACACUUUAUCCUCUGCUUUUUCCAUUAGCGUUAUAUUUUUCUACAUUUUUUUUUUUAUUAUUUUUUUUUUUUUACGUGCAUGUGUCUGGUGGUCAUAACCUGGAGGCGGAGUCUCCUCGGAGCUCAACUGAGCAUGUGCAGAAAAACACUGGAACGUUCCAUUCUUCUUUUUGCUCAUUGUUUGAUUUCAUUUGAAAAUCAGAAGAUAUUGUAAUUUUUUUUUUAAUGUAUUCACAGGUGUCAGCAAAACUGACCUUAAAACGUGACAAUGGACUGUAUAAUUUGUAUGUAAUGUAUUUAAAGAAAGAUGCUAUAACUAUAACAGUGCUGUACUCAAUAAAAGAACAGAAUUGA
Molecule: messenger RNA, 2144 nt
Organism: Ctenopharyngodon idella (grass carp)
Lineage: Eukaryota; Metazoa; Chordata; Actinopteri; Cypriniformes; Xenocyprididae
Gene: pi4k2a
Product: phosphatidylinositol 4-kinase type 2 alpha
Exons: 10
Coding region: 329-1435 (368 amino acids)
Biological process (GO): endosome organization; phosphatidylinositol phosphate biosynthetic process; Golgi organization
Cellular component (GO): endosome; lysosomal membrane; plasma membrane
Molecular function (GO): 1-phosphatidylinositol 4-kinase activity
Source: RefSeq, a predicted model, not a curated record